This is a messenger RNA of Knipowitschia caucasica, 1695 nucleotides long. Lineage: Eukaryota; Metazoa; Chordata; Actinopteri; Gobiiformes; Gobiidae. The record is from the annotation of a GenBank genome assembly.
AUGGAUGAGAGCUUGAGCCCAGCCACACAGAACCACAUCAAUACCAUGGCAAGUAACUUACUUCCCAACAAGCAGCCCUGCGUGGAGCGAGGCAAGUGGGCCAGCAAGACAGAGUUUAUUCUGUCUGUGGCUGGAGCUGUAAUCGGACUAGGAAAUGUAUGGAGGUUCCCGUAUCUCUGCUACAAGAAUGGAGGAGGAGCAUUUUUUAUCCCUUACCUCUUGUUCCUGGUGACAUGUGGUAUUCCCCUGUUCGUUCUGGAGACUGGACUCGGUCAAUACACAAGUCAGGGAGGAAUCAUGUGUUGGAGAAAGGUCUGCCCAUUGUUCGAAGGUAUGGGUUAUGCAAGCACAAUGAUCAUAUUUUACGGCUGCAUCAGUUAUGUGGUGAUCUUAGCGUGGGCAUUUUUCUACCUAUUCUCAUCCUUUUCUGGAGAACUGCCAUGGGCUGUCUGUAACAACACCUGGAAUUCAAAUCUGUGUGUUGUAUUAAAUGACUACAAUACCACCCGCAACAGAACCUCCUCAUCCUCAGUUAUAGAGUUUUGGCGAAAGCGUGUGCUUAAUAUUUCAUAUGGGAUUGAGGAGAUGGGGAACAUCCAGUGGGAACUUUGCCUGUGCAUGCUGCUGUCCUGGACAAUUUGUUACUUCUGUGUGUGGAAAGGAGUGCGCUCUACUGGAAAGGCCACCUACAUCACCGCUACCUUCCCUUUCGCCAUGUUGUUCGUGCUGCUCAUCAGAGGCCUUACACUUCCUGGAGCUCUGCAUGGGAUCAAGUACUAUCUGUAUCCUAAUCCCACCCGCCUUGCUGACCCACAGGUUUGGAUGGAUGCUGGGACCCAAAUAUUUUAUUCUUAUGCCAUUUGUCUGGGAAUACUUACAACACUCGGGAGCUACAACAAGUACAACAAUAACUGUUAUAGUGGAACAAGCUUCACUUCUGGAGUUGCCAUUUUCUCUGUUCUGGGGUAUAUGUCAGAGAAGCAGGGCAUUGAUAUUUCAUCAGUAGCCGAGUCAGGCCCUGGUCUUGUGUUUAUCGUUUAUCCCCAAGCCAUAACUCUGCUGCCAUUCCCACAAGUUUGGGCUGUCUGUUUCUUCACAAUGAUUAUAUUAUUGGGCAUUGAUGGACAAUUUGUAGGGCUGGAAAGUAUUAUGACGUCUUUAACAGAUGUAUUUCCGUCCCAAAUCAGAAAAGGCUAUCGCAGAGAACUUCUGCUUUUUCUGAUUUGUGCUUUAUCUUUUUUAAUUGGUUUGCCGCUGGUGUCAGAGGGAGGAGCUUAUCUUUUGCAGAUUUUUGACCAUUAUGUGUGCAGUGGACCAGUGUUACUUUUAAUGGCAAUCUUACAGUCAGUUGUUAUUGGUUGGAUUUAUGGAGCUCAACGCUUCUCCAACAAUAUAGCAGACAUGAUAGGAUAUAAACCCUUAGUCCUGGUUCAGUACUGCUGGCUGUAUGUUACACCAGCUGUAUGCAGUGGAACUUUCAUCUUUUUGUUAAUGAAGCACUCUCCUCUCCGGUUCAAUAACUCAUAUGUUUACCCUAAGUGGGCCUAUAGCAUUGGUUGGUUUCUUGCAACCUCUUCUCUGGUUAUGAUCCCAUUCAUUAUGGUGUGCAAACUUGUUCAUGGAAAAGGAAAUCUCUGGGAGCGGAUCAAAACCAUCGCGCAGCCUGCAGAUGACCUUCCAGUGACGGCAAAAUAA